AUGUCCUCAUUUACAACUCCAAGAAAACGUACACUUAAUGAUCAUCUAGAUAAUUCAAAUGAUUUUCAUACAUUUAAUGAUCCACAAGAUAGAAUUAAUGCUGUUAUGUCAACUUUACAAUGUCCUGAUGAAAAAACAAAUGUUUCCGAAACUUAUGCAAAUUCAAAGAAUUUAGCUACUGAAGUACAAGCUUAUGCCAAGAUUGCUGGGAAAGAUUGGACUUAUUAUGUUAAAACAUUAGCCAUAUCUAUUGGUAGAAAUACUGAAGUUAAUAAUAAUAAUUCAAAUAACAAUAAUAUAAAUAAUGGUCCAUUAAUUGAUAUUGAUUUAGGUCCAGCAAAAAUUGUUAGUAGACAACAUGCAACUAUUACUUAUAAUUUAGAUUUAAGAUGUUGGGAAUUAAAAGUUUUAGGUAGAAAUGGUGCCAGAAUUGAUGGUCAAAAAGUUUCAAUGAAUUCUCUGGAAGUUAAUGGAUUACAUUCUGGUGCAAUAUUAGAUGUUGGUGGUACACAAAUGAUGUUUAUAUUACCAGAUUCACCUCCAGUAGUUGCACCAAAAAUGUUGGAUAAAGCAGUUGCAAAAUAUAGAGAAGAACAUGGUGGAAAAACAAAUAAAAGAUUGAAUUAUAAUGGUAGUAAUAUGAUUAAUAAUGGAGGAUCAGGAUCAGGGGGAUCAAUGAAAAGUUUUCAAGUUUAUAAUAAAGCUCAAUUAAAUCAUUCACCAAGUUCGAUUUCAGCAAAUUCUUUACAAUCUAAUUUAGAUCAAGAUUUAUCAAAAGAAGAUUCAAAAGAUAUAAAACCUCCUUAUAGUUAUGCAACAAUGAUAACUCAAGCUAUAUUAUCAAAUCCUUCUGGAGUUAUGUCAUUAUCAGAUAUUUAUAAUUGGAUUUCAAGUCAUUAUGCAUAUUAUAAAUAUUCCAAAACUGGUUGGCAAAAUUCAAUAAGACAUAAUUUAUCAUUAAAUAAAGCAUUUGAAAAAGUUCCAAGAAGACCAAAUGAACCUGGUAAAGGUAUGAAAUGGCAAAUUAGUUCAUCUUAUAAAGAAGAUUUUUUAACUAAAAUAAAUGAUGGUACAAUUUCUAAAACAAGAAGAGGUUCUUCUGUAUCUCGUCAAUUAAGUUUACAUUUAGCAACUCAUAAUCAUUUACCUGAAGCUCAAGUUAUGGAAAUGAAUGAUGUUGUAAAUCAAUACCAUCAUCCACAUCAACCACAUCAACUUUCACAACUUUCACAACCACCACCACAACAACAACAACAACAACCAUCAAAUCAACAACAACCACCAUCACAGCAACAACAAGCAAUACAACCGCCGCCUCAGCAAUCAUUUUAUGAUCAUCAAAGAUCAAAUUCUAAAAAUCUUCAAUACAAUAAUAACUUGGUACAAAAUCAAAUAGGUUAUGCACCACAACAAAAUAUGUAUCCUCAAUCAGGUCGUUCGUAUUCCUAUACUCAACAACAACAAUCCCAAAUCCAACAACAGCAACAGCCGUUGAUGUAUGGUCAACAAACCAAUCAACAAUAUCCAAUAAAUAAUGGUUAUAGUAGUAAUUUAGCAUCUCCAUUAAGACAACCACAACAAUUACAUCAACAAAGAGAUUCAAUUUCUAAAAUGCCUAAAAUGCAAAAUAAUCAAUCCUUAUAUAAUUUACCACCACCAAAUAAUCAAGAUACUAAAAUAAAUUUAGGUCAUUCAAGAACUUCAUCAUAUAUAACUAACAACAAUCAAUUACCAGAUAAUGGUGGAAUAACAACAAUGAAUCAUCUGUAUAAUUCAAAUCAAAAUGAUUCAUUAAAUUCCAUACCAAUAUCUUCAAAUAAUACAACAACUAAUGAAGUUAUGAAUUUUACAAGUCCAAAAAAAAUUUCUCAAUUAGAAGCAUAUACACCAGAACGUGGAUCAAAUCAAAAACAAAAUUUAAAUCAAGUUCAACAACAUCAAAAUCAAAAUGGUAAAAAUUCAAAUCAUUUAGUACCUACUGGUGGUCAACAACAACCAAAUCAAUCAAGUCCUGCAUUUUGGAAUUUUGUACAAUUUAGUACACCAAAUGGUCAAACUCCAAUAAAGAGAAAUUCAAAUGGAGAAGAAAUUGAUGAUGAUGAUGAUGAAGAAGAUAAUAAUCAAAGAAAUUUAAAAGAAGAUCAUGAAAAAAGUCCAUUAUUGAAGAAAAAAUUAAAUAAAAAUAAUAACAAUACUAUCAAAAUUGAAUCAAAAACGGGUAUAGUUGAUUCAUAA
Lodderomyces jiufengensis is the source of this 2235-nucleotide messenger RNA. Its product is annotated as FKH2. The record is from RefSeq and is a predicted model, not a curated record. The transcript has a single exon. Bases 1 to 2235 code for a protein of 744 amino acids. Lineage: Eukaryota; Fungi; Ascomycota; Pichiomycetes; Serinales; Debaryomycetaceae. Gene Ontology annotation, molecular function: protein binding; DNA-binding transcription factor activity, RNA polymerase II-specific; RNA polymerase II cis-regulatory region sequence-specific DNA binding. Gene Ontology annotation, biological process: regulation of transcription by RNA polymerase II.